This is a messenger RNA of Musa acuminata subsp. malaccensis (wild Malaysian banana), 988 nucleotides long. RefSeq lists its product as uncharacterized. The record is from RefSeq and is a predicted model, not a curated record. NCBI's taxonomy places the organism in Eukaryota, Viridiplantae, Streptophyta, Magnoliopsida, Zingiberales, Musaceae.
UUCAAUCACCUGCUUCCUUCCUUCCUUCCUCCUCCGCCUCCUUAUAAUCCCUCCCUGCUCCUCCUCCAGCGCUCAAAAAGCUUCAGUCUUUGCUUGCCAUCCACCGCCAUGACCACCCGGGUGUUGCGACCCCAUAACUUCCUCGAAGCGCCCAUCCCCGCCCUCGCCCCCCGCCGGAAACCCAGUCCGGUCUCCCACCGCCGGCCUCCGCCGGAGGGCAGGAAGCAGCGCGAGCGGUGGGCGAAGCCGACCAAGAGAGCCGACUCCGCCGGCGGAAACCGCCGGAUGGGCAGGAAAGGCGGCGAGAUGCCGAAGAGGGGAGAGGCAGCGGCGCAGGUGUACGCAGGGACGGGCUUCUCGAACUCGCCCUCCCCGAGCGCGCUGCCGCUGCCGAGGUUCUCCUUGAAGAAGGACGCGCCGGCGGUGGGGGAGUACUUGGCCACCGUGGCGCUGAGGCGAAUGCUUCGGCUGGAGUAGGAAAGAAGUGCAGUCGGAAGCUGAUAGCUUCUCUCUUCGGCCCUUUUCGCCGUGCUUCUUCGAGUCAGGUCGAAGGCCUACCGUCGAUUUUUUUGAAGGACGGAGAAGGAAAGAAGUGACUUUUGAGGAAGGAAUGGAAGAUUAGGUGCAGUGGUAGGUGGCUUCAAUCCUGCGUUGUGAUUUAUAUGGGUAGAUGAUACCGAAUUCGUCAGAGUUGUUGUUCAGUGGCUGUCAAUAAAUCAAAGAAUCAUAUCUUCAGUGACCAGCAGCAGUAUCGGUGGAUUCCGAAUGGGGAAGACGAAGCAGCAAACCGAAUCGAGGAGCUUCUGUGUCCAUCUCCGGUGGUUGUUUGGAAGUUGCGUUCCCAUCCCCAACCCCAUCUCCAUCUCAUCCUUCGUCGUCAAUCUGAUCCUUUGGGUGGGGGCAAAAACGUAAAGUUCUCGUGGCUUAGACGAACACGUUGUUUCUCUGUAUUCUCUCAUGAUUAAUCCAUUUUAUUUGAGAAAAAAAA